Puccinia triticina is the source of this 156-nucleotide messenger RNA. RefSeq lists its product as uncharacterized. NCBI's taxonomy places the organism in Eukaryota, Fungi, Basidiomycota, Pucciniomycetes, Pucciniales, Pucciniaceae. The transcript is spliced from 2 exons. The coding region runs from base 1 to 156 and encodes 51 amino acids. The record is from RefSeq and is a predicted model, not a curated record.
AUGCCCCUCCGCAAGAAAACCAACAAGCAAUCUGCUAUGCCCAUCGCAAGCCUCACCAGUUCUACGUUGCGAGACCGAAAUGAGAAAGAGGAAAGACCGCCAACGAAAGGACUCACGAAGCCCGGCCUACGCAACCCAGGUCUACAAAACCCGUAG